CCAAGCCAGAAGCGCAUUCAGUCCAGGGAGAAACCGCGAACCAGUCGUUAACCGUGAAAAUGGAUGAACCGGAUCGCGCAAAGUUUGACGUUGCGAAGAAGCUCGGAUACCACAUCGGCGACAUUCGCCAACAAUAUCGUGCAUAUUGGACAUCAACCGACCCAACUGAGCAGCAGAUAGGAUUAGCCGUGUACUUUAUUGAUACGUUCCUGUUUAGAGUGGGAAAUGAGAGAAAUGAUUCCCCGGACACCGUUGGGUGCUGUUCACUGCGCUUUAAGCAUUUCGAUCUAAAGAAGAAUGUUAUCAAGUUCGACUUUCGAAGUAAGGGGAACCAACCCUAUAGAAACGAGAAGGAAAUCGAUCCGGGGGCGUUUGAAGUGUUGGAGAAACUGAACAAGAAUAACUCCGACCCCUCGGCUAAACUAUUUGACUUGAUAAAGCCCAGAAAGAUCAACGGUUGGCUAAAAAAGAUUGAUAAAGAUUUCACAACCAAAGUGUUCCGAACCCUCAGGGCAACGGAUUUGAUGGAGCAAAUGAUCAACAAAAAAAGAGAAAAAAUCAGCAAAACAAGAGGAGAAUUCGCCACGGACGAUAUAGUGGAUAUGUUCGAGGAGUCUUGCCUAGAGGUGGCCAAACUGUGCAACCAUCUGAAAAAGGAUAAAAAAAUAGAAAGAAAAAUUCGUAAGACUGAGCAAUUAAUAAAAAGCCCUGCUACCCAUCAAUUUUUUGAAAAGUUAAUUGAAAGGGAUAAUAAAAACGAAGAAGCCAAAUUACAAACUCUAAAAGCUGAAGCAGAAAGGAAAAAACCAUCAGCCAUCACCACUUUGGUAUUUUACAUCGAUCCACGCAUCGUCGUGGCGUGGUGCAAGAAACAUGGCAUUGAAUUAAACCGGAUCUACUCGCGAAGUCAGCUGAAGAAGAUUAAGUGGGCUAUUGAAGAUAUCGACAGCAGCAGCCAACCCGGUUCCAGUAGUGGUCAGACAAGCCAAUGUUCGGGAACCACUGCGACCGGCACUGAGAGCACCAGUGAAAGUGAUUAACAAUGGAGGGCAUCAAUUAAUUCUGCAAUUCUUUUCGUACAUUUUUUUUUCAAGCAACACCUGCGGCAAUAUCUUUGGUAAUUCUUUUCAUUAUGCCUUCGGCCAUUCUCUUGGUCGACUAGAAAAAUAUAUCAAGUUUACAACACAUUGUGUUAUGAUGAUAUGAUUUUUUUCUAUAACUUAUUUUGUUAUAAACUAGAUGCAGGAUGAUGUUAAAAUAACUAAAGCUAAUUGUUGCACUAUUGGUUGCUUUGCUGUACUUCACUGCUAUUUCUGUUCCUGGCUACCCUCUUUGGCUAUGUGGGUUAAAACCAAACUCUAAAUAUCUGCCUGCUGUUUUCGAUUUUAGAUUGGUUUACUGCAAUCCUGUGUCGAAUUCCAUGGUUUUGACAUGCCUAGGUGUUAUUUUUUUUAUAUUUUUAUGUAAAAUAUGCAUGUUUUUGAAAAAAUAAAAAGGUUUUGUGUCUUUUUGAAAA
Molecule: messenger RNA, 1516 nt
Organism: Aedes albopictus (Asian tiger mosquito)
Lineage: Eukaryota; Metazoa; Arthropoda; Insecta; Diptera; Culicidae
Exons: 3
Coding region: 60-1040 (326 amino acids)
Biological process (GO): DNA replication; chromosome segregation; DNA topological change
Cellular component (GO): nucleolus; chromosome
Molecular function (GO): DNA binding; DNA topoisomerase type I (single strand cut, ATP-independent) activity
Source: RefSeq, a predicted model, not a curated record